Messenger RNA from Astrephomene gubernaculifera, 875 nucleotides. The record is from the annotation of a GenBank genome assembly. Lineage: Eukaryota; Viridiplantae; Chlorophyta; Chlorophyceae; Chlamydomonadales; Astrephomenaceae.
CCAACGCGAAAUGGCUGACCGUUGGCGCAUGAUGACAAGCCCUUAUGGAAGCGCACAAUCCUUGUAAAUUAAAGCUACUAUCCUUUAUGAUUUGCUUCACUCUUAUCGUAUUGCUACCUACAGACGACAUCCUAUAAACGCCUUCUCGCGUGAUCCUCACCAACCCUAAACACUAAGGCUCUUACCAAGCUUUAACGCUAGCAGGAAGAAUACACUGUCAAUAUAGAAUAGGAUACAACAGAUCGUUCGUCAUUGCACUCGUGUAUUGCUGUUAGGGCAAGAUGGACGACGACGAAGACACUCUCAGCUCCAUGUCUGGAGAUUACGGAGUGGAUAUACUGCCGUCUUCGUCUGACGAUGAGGAGCACGAGGACGAGGUUGUGCUAGAGCAAGCAGACAAUGAGGAUGCGGACGACGCUGAAUCGGAAGAGGGCCAUGCCAUGCUCGGUGGUCGCGCGACGGGUCGUCUGUUUGGUAGACUACCAGAUUCCUAUCUACAGGGCACCGGCGACGCACCCAAUGCUCUGGGUCCUGUACAGGCGCCGGCGCGGGAGGAUGUACAUGCGCAGGCGGAGGAGGAGUCUACGCUAGCGUCAUGCAUGCAGUCGCCAGGUCUGCGGGCUGGGAAAACGGUCAUUAAUACGCACAACAACAAGCUAGCGGACUUCCUCUCAUACUCACCCAGCCACAGCCGAGUCGCCAUUCAGUACCCAGACAGCAACCGACAGCUGCACGUCAAGGCGGGCAACGUACAGGUUUGUCCCCUUGGGGGCAAGUAUGACCAGCGGCGAUCUCUGUUGUCGGGCAAGGACACUGGCGACCAGGCAGUUCUAGGGACAAGUGGCAGGUAUACAGGCGAGGUUGGCGUCGUCCCU